ACUUAAAAAAACAAAACCCACUCCAGGUAGUGAGGCCGUUCUUUAACAGAUUAUUCAGAUCCCCAUACCUCCUGGAGCUGAGCUGAGAGGCAUGGAUCAUGUAUAUGAAGUGCCCUCUGGACAGUCUGGGGGUCCCACAGGAGUUCAGCACACUGUAGUGAACGUCCCCACUGAGCCCACAAGAGAUUAUCUGGUCUGGUCGCUGUGCAGCUUCGUCUAUGGAAAUAUUUUCUGUCUUGGAUUGGCGGCUCUCAUUUAUUCUGUCAAGGCCAGAGACCAGAAGAUGUUGGGAGAUCAGGACGGAGCCAGACGUCACGCCUCCACCGCUCGGACUCUUAACAUCGUGGCGACCGUCCUGGCAUCAGUAGUCAUCAUUGUUAUCUCCAUUGUUGUGCCCAUUAUUGUGAUUGCAAUCUCUUUAAAAAAUCAUAGAUGACACUAAACUUGUGUAAGCUAUGAGGGCUUUUCAAACAUCGUGACUCCCUUGCUUUUCUGUUUGCACUCUGGUGCCAAAAUAAAACUGCAACAGUAGUACUAGUAGUAAGAUCUGAGGCAACAAGGAAGUCCACUUGCAUAAAGUUCGCUUCCUUAAAAUCCGCAGUGUGUGUUUUAGCUCAGAUGAAUGAAAAGCUGGCACCGUGAUGAUAAUAAAAAAGAAAACAACAGAAACGUCCUUUUUUCUGUGUGGAGAGUUUCCUGUGUAAUUUUUUAAACAAAUAUGUAUAUUUGGUGACAAACUGACACAGUGGGGGUAAUAAAGACAGAAAUCUUUGUGACCAAAAGUGAAACCUGGGAUUGUUAUGACAAAGGAAUCAUUACAUUUAUGAUAUGUGAUGCAGAAUUGAACAAACAGUCAUGAGAAAACCAGCCGCACCAAUCAGGCAAGGUCAGACAAGUAGAAAGGUCAGUUAAUCCCAUGGUGAAAUUAAUGGACACUGAGAGUGUAAAUGUUGACUUCAGUGUCAAUGGAGUCAGACUAAUCAAUAUGUGAACUAUUUUUAACAUACAACAUUUUUUUCAAGUUUGUACUUAGUGGAGUUUAGUAAAUUUGAAAUUG
Poecilia latipinna (sailfin molly) is the source of this 1057-nucleotide messenger RNA. RefSeq names its product dispanin subfamily A member 2b-like. Gene Ontology annotation, cellular component: plasma membrane. Bases 92 to 436 code for a protein of 114 amino acids. The transcript has 2 exons. NCBI's taxonomy places the organism in Eukaryota, Metazoa, Chordata, Actinopteri, Cyprinodontiformes, Poeciliidae. The record is from RefSeq and is a predicted model, not a curated record.